AUGCCUCUCGACGAAGAAGGUGCUAAGUGGUCCUGUGAACCAUGCAUUCGAGGACACCGAUCAUCAAAAUGUCAACACUUCGAUAGACUGAUGAUGAAGGUUCCUAAAGCUGGGCGCCCUCUUGCAAAAUGCCCCCACCCGAAAGGGACUUGCAGCUGCCAGAAAACAUAUGCUGUGAUGGUCCGCAUCCCGAAAGGUUCAUCAUGUUUAUGCCGACCGCUCUAUAAAGUUCCCAUGGAUGCCACCGAGCCAACUCAGUCUCCCCCAUCUUCCAUGGCUUCCACAUCGUCACCAGCAGGCAAGGUCCAAAAGUCUGGAAGAAGACAGAGCACCAUGCAAGCAGCACCUGAAAACAUAGCAAGGGCAUUGGAAAACAUGAGAGACAAUGUGAAGAUUGAGGACGGAACACCGAACUUGUUUCCGAACUUCCCCGCGCAACCAGGGCUUGAUGAUUCAUACACGUCUCCCAUUGCCUCGGCACAAAAUCGAACGACGCCCUCAUCUCAAGAGCAUAGCAGACCAAAAUCCCAGUCUCCCCAAGUGUCAAGCUGUUGUUCCCAAAAGCCCAAGGCGCCUAUCCCGGCCCCGGCUCCUGCAUCGGCUCAGAAUGGAGGAUCUUGCUGCGGAGGAUCUCGGCCUUCUACAACGAACCAAGCCGUGUACCCGGAGGCCGACUCGCAGCAACUUCAACAAUCUACUGCUUGGGAUGACCAGACAUACACACAAUUCUCAACUCCACAGAUGUCUUCGUGGCAAACCCCGACAAUCCCCACGCAUGAGAACUACAUGCACCCUAACUUGCCUAAAGCACAUCCUCAGCAACACACUUUCCAUACUGGGUACUUGGGCAUGUUACCGCCACAAUCCCAGGGAUCGAUGUUCCAGAUUGGGGUAUCGCCCAAUGUAACAUCACCCCCGCCCAUGGCGUAUUCAAACCCCAUGAAUGGUCUUGGAAUCACCGACCCUUCUAUGGGACAAUACAUGCUCGAUGACUCUGAGUCUUUCCCCACUGCACCACCUGGUGGCGACCCUUGUCACGAAUGUAGCUGUGGAGAAGACUGCCAAUGUCUUGGGUGUGCUGCUCAUCCUUUCAAUACCACCACACGGAAGCAUGUGCAAGAAAUGGGUGUCAUGAUCACAUCCAACGGCGACGAAAAGAAUCCUGAAAUCAUUAACCCUUACCAAGUCUCGCCUUACCAGGCGGUAGGCACACCUUCGACAUCAUUCCCUUACUUCAUGCACGCUACUCCUACAAUGGACCAUGGCUUCCAGCCGAUGUCAUUCGAUAGCUACUCGGAUCCCAAUUCCACCUUACCCAGCGGAUAUUCCUCUCCUCUGUCAUCAAAUCACCACAUGAAUCAACAAUUGAUGCACCCCUCGGAGUAUUAUACCCUGGAAUAUCCAGUUGGGCUACCAAGUGCCUGUUCGGACGUGACAGGCAGCUGCCAAUGCGGCAGCGACUGCAGUUGUGUCGGAUGUCUCACACAUAGCGGCCACAACGGACUCUCUUUGGACAUGCCUAUUCCAGAGCACCCGAUUGAAGAUACAGCGCAGCAACAGAACCAGAUGUCACGCCAUGUCUCGCAUCCAAGUUCCGCUACGUCUCCGCUCUCGCGUAUUCCCGUGCUGGACAAUGUAUCCGUGCCUUGUCUGAGCCCGCGCACCCUGGAGACUUCCAUGAUCUAG
Penicillium paradoxum is the source of this 1686-nucleotide messenger RNA. RefSeq names its product copper fist DNA-binding domain-containing protein. The record is from RefSeq and is a predicted model, not a curated record. Lineage: Eukaryota; Fungi; Ascomycota; Eurotiomycetes; Eurotiales; Aspergillaceae. The coding region runs from base 1 to 1686 and encodes 561 amino acids. Gene Ontology annotation, biological process: intracellular copper ion homeostasis; positive regulation of transcription by RNA polymerase II; intracellular iron ion homeostasis. Gene Ontology annotation, molecular function: copper ion binding; RNA polymerase II cis-regulatory region sequence-specific DNA binding; DNA-binding transcription factor activity, RNA polymerase II-specific. Gene Ontology annotation, cellular component: nucleus. The transcript is spliced from 3 exons.